Ornithodoros turicata is the source of this 1251-nucleotide messenger RNA. Its product is annotated as nucleoside diphosphate kinase-like. Gene Ontology annotation, molecular function: nucleoside diphosphate kinase activity. NCBI's taxonomy places the organism in Eukaryota, Metazoa, Arthropoda, Arachnida, Ixodida, Argasidae. The record is from RefSeq and is a predicted model, not a curated record. Bases 130 to 636 code for a protein of 168 amino acids. Gene Ontology annotation, biological process: CTP biosynthetic process; UTP biosynthetic process; GTP biosynthetic process. The transcript has 4 exons.
CUUCUGGAUGGAUGAAUACGAGAAGUCAAUCCGGUUCACGGAUGACCAGAUUGCACCUUGUACGGUGUUCACGCUGCUUUGUAAGUGCCGGUUGACGUGGGGGAAUACAAACACUUGAAAGCUACAAAAAUGGUAGUCGGGUUGCUUAUGUCACUGUAUGCGGCAUUGUCGCCAGCCGUACGUGCGCUGAGGCAGCGUACGUUUAUACUCGUAAAACCGGAGGCAGUCCAGCGAGGUAUUCUGGGCAAGAUAGUCAGCAGAUUUGAGAAGAUCGGGUAUAAGUUGGUGGGAAUGAAGUUUUGCCAACCCUCAGAUGAUGUUCUUCAAAAGGCCUUAGCUGAUAUCACUCCCAAAACCUCACAGUCUUCUCUGGGAACAGGCCCUGUUGUUGUUAUGGUCUGGGAAGGCAGAGACGUUGUGCAACGUGCCAGGGCAGUCAUUGGUGCUGACGAGUUUGUAAAGUGUACACCCGGCUCCAUACGUGGCGACUCAGUUGUCAAUGAUAAGAGAAACGUCGUUUAUGGGAGUGACUCAGCUGCCACAGCAGAGAAGGAAAUCAGCCUGUGGUUUCAACGUGGUGAGAUAGUUCAGUGGGAUUGCUGCCUCGAUGAAUGGAUAUCAAGGGCAAAUAGCUAAAUCACUGAGGACGUUGCACGCCCUCUUUGUAACUGUUUAUGUAAAGUGUUUAGUGCACAUUGUCUCGCAUUUUUUAGCCAAAAGCGUAAUUCUUUUACCACAUUGUUGGAAUGCACUUUCUAGCUCUCUACAUUUCUGUUUACAUUUGUGGUGCUCAAGCCCUUUCUUGAGGGUAAUGUACGUAAGUACACGUAGCGGUCAGUGUCAUUGUGACAUUUAUUGUGAUUCAGCAUACUGUGAGUGAGAACUGGGUGAUUCAGCAUACUUGCAUGAACAUUGAUGAAAUUCCUCAGUGGCGUCCUCAGUAGCUUUGAGCACACGCUACAGUCCUCUUUGCUGCUCAUCUGUAGAGCACGGCAAAGCUACGUGAGGGUGGUGCUGAAUAAUUUAGUCAGUGUUUUGUACAACCGGGCCCUGGUUUUCGUUUCCAUUUUGAGACCCACGUUUAUAAAAGCUGGGCAUUUACUAACUGUGUUGUACUGUGACACAGUACUGUAAUUGACUGGCUGUUCAGCGAAGUGUGUUGCAACGUGUGUUUUACAACAUGUUGAAAUGACUGUUGUAAGUGAGACUUACAAGUGGGAAAUAAAUACUGAGCAGGUUAAGAAUAUUUUA